Drosophila innubila is the source of this 848-nucleotide messenger RNA. RefSeq names its product glutathione S-transferase 1-like. Bases 54 to 713 code for a protein of 219 amino acids. Gene Ontology annotation, molecular function: glutathione transferase activity. Lineage: Eukaryota; Metazoa; Arthropoda; Insecta; Diptera; Drosophilidae. The transcript has a single exon. Gene Ontology annotation, biological process: glutathione metabolic process. The record is from RefSeq and is a predicted model, not a curated record.
GCCCGGUUUUAUUCUAAGUUUGCUAUCAAAGGUGAUCACAACUAUUUCACAAUAUGCCGAAAAUUGUGCUUUAUGGCAUCGAUAUAAGUCCUCCAGUGCGGGCCUGUCUGCUGACCUUGAAGGCCCUUGAAGUGCCCUUUGAAUACAUCGAAGUUAAUCUAUUUGCUGGAGAGCACAGGAAUGAAGAGUUUCUGAAAAAGAAUCCACAGCAUACAGUUCCAUUGUUGGACGAUAAUGGGACCUACAUUUGGGAUUCUCAUGCCAUUUGCUGCUAUCUGGUGGAUAAAUACGGUAAAACUGAUGAGCUGUAUCCAAAGGAUCUAGUCAAGAGGGCACAUAUCAAUCAGCGCUUAUUUUUUGACGCUAGCGUGUUCUUCAUGUCAUUGCGAAACAUAAGUGUGCCGAAUUUUUACAAGAAAGUCGAUAAGGUGCCCCAGGAAAAGAUUGAUAACGUUAGAGAUGGCUAUGUUCAUUUAGAGAAUUUUCUGGGCGAUAAUCUGUAUUUGACUGGGAAUAACUUUAAUAUUUCUGACUUUUGCUGUGCGGCAACUGCCUCUUCGCUGCCUGCUGUGCUGGAAAUGGAUCCUCAUAAGUUUCCAAAAAUAAAGGCUUGGCUUGGACGCCUUGAAAAGCUGCCGUACUAUAAGGAGGCCAAUAAAGAUGGAGCUGAGAAGUACAUCAAGAUGCUAAAGAACGUGCUGACAGUUGUCUAAACAUUUAACAUUUACUCUAUUUUGUGUUGUUAAAAAUAUCUAAUUAUUGUUUUAUGUAAACAAUAUUGAUAUUGAUAUAUUCAAAAAUAUCAAUACCCCUUAUCUUAAUAAACAUCUACUUUUAUCGAUAACUAA